CGCACCUUAAUUUUACAUUUUUUUAUUAGCAGUAGAUUCAGAAAAAAGUACGAAGUGCCUACAGUUUACACCCAGACAAGCAAAAGAAAGUAUUACACCAUUGUUCCGCCAAUGUAGAGAAAAUAUUAUGGCGAUGGAAGUGGUUUUCCGACUGCGCGAAUUAUGUACCACAGAAGACUCAAACACACCCAGAACUAUAAGCAGUGCACAGCGAGAGGAGUUCUUUCGUCAGCUUAAUACUCCAGCGUUCUGCUUGAAACACAACGGCGAAUCUCACAUACAGCUUUUAAAACUGUUGUUUGUAUUCCUAAGUUAUGAUGGUCGUUUAAGUAACGCAGUGUGCUGGAAUCACAAUGUUCGUAAUAAGGCGGUAGCGACGAUAGGUAUAAGCGAAGAGAGCAUGAAUGAUAUGUUCGAGAAUGAUAGUCUGGAUACGGGGAAAGACGGUAAUCCUACACUUACGCCAUAACAAUAUUUGUUACGUUUAUGUAUAUAUCAACAUACAUGCGUGACACAAUUUCAAUAU
Messenger RNA from Sphaeroforma arctica JP610, 526 nucleotides. RefSeq lists its product as hypothetical. The transcript has a single exon. The record is from RefSeq and is a predicted model, not a curated record. Bases 128 to 469 code for a protein of 113 amino acids. NCBI's taxonomy places the organism in Eukaryota, Ichthyosporea, Ichthyophonida.